Molecule: messenger RNA, 3927 nt
Organism: Ochotona curzoniae (black-lipped pika)
Lineage: Eukaryota; Metazoa; Chordata; Mammalia; Lagomorpha; Ochotonidae
Gene: RARA
Product: retinoic acid receptor alpha
Exons: 9
Coding region: 1271-2659 (462 amino acids)
Biological process (GO): regulation of transcription by RNA polymerase II; cellular response to corticotropin-releasing hormone stimulus; retinoic acid receptor signaling pathway
Cellular component (GO): transcription regulator complex; nucleus
Molecular function (GO): zinc ion binding; RNA polymerase II cis-regulatory region sequence-specific DNA binding; nuclear glucocorticoid receptor binding
Source: RefSeq, a predicted model, not a curated record
GGUGGCUACUGCAGGGCUUAUACCGACAAGCUCAGGAGGGAACAUAGUAGCAGCAGUUCUGAAAAGAUGCUGGGUUUGGAAUGGGCUCAUCUUGGCCACCCCCUCCGGUUGCCCCAGAUCUCUGCCCCUUAAGUCAGACCCUCAGUGCCCCCCUAAUGGCACCCUAUAGUCCCCCCUCCUACUCCUAGCUAUGGUGCAGCUUGGCAGGAAGCUAGCUGUCGGCAGCCCCAUCCUGAUUACCCUGUGCCUCCCCCGUGGGCACAGUCACCCACACGUGCCAUGACGUUGUUGUUCCUGCCACCCAGUCUAGUGUGUAUUGGUGGAGUGGGGGGGAGAUGCAUUGUCUGGAUGACCCUUCAGGUCUGUUUGGGAAACAGUGACCCAGUUUGCAGUUAAUCAGCUCCCCAUCCUCUAAAGCCAUUGGCUUUUUGAAACUGGCUCUGCCUUCUGGGAACCCCCUUCCCAACCUUGGGUCACCUCUUGCCCAAACCGUAGGGUCUCUGAUGGCCUGGUCCUCCUAGCUUCCAUGUGCAGAUCCCUGUACCUCAAGACGGUUGAACGGGGCAGGACUUGGAAGGGUGGGUGGUCUGGGGACCUCGUGGGAUCUUUCUGGAAGCUGUGUCUGGGAUGUGACGUGAUGGACAUCUAGACAAGUUAAUCCUAUAAAUGGGGUAAUCUCCACUCGCCUAUCACCCACACCCCUGCCUGGUAGUGGUGAUUUUCAGAGUGUGGGAAGCUGGCAUGGCCCUUGGCGAGAUGACUGGGGUUGUCUUAAUUUACUGGGUUUUGGGAAAGGAAGUGUGGCAACUGAUACCCAGGCUCCCAGGGCUUUGGCUGCACAUCCUCUCUGACGCCUGCUGUCUUUCCUCCUGCUGCUCCUCUUUCCACCCUCCGGCUGCUGUCUGGAGCCCACACGGUGUCACAAGACAUGCCCCCCGCACCUGCCUAGCCGGGACCCAUUCAGGACCAGCAUUCUCUUUUGGCAUCCUGAAAGCCAACUCUGGACCUUCCCAGGCAAGCUCUCAGAACUGUUUGACCAACGGACCGGCCUGUGGAAUAUCCCCAACCCACCUGGCCCCCAGCCGGGGGGACAGGGAGCUGCAGAAGACUGAGAUUAUUAGCCUGCUGACCAGGACAGAAGGGGGUGGGGUGGGCUGACCACCCAAACCCCCUUCGGGCCCAGGCCCCAUGCCCCGAGGAGGGGCGGCCUGAAGCCCGCCAGAGCCUACACCGGACUGUUUGCCUGCCUUGCUGACGGUGGCCACUUGGCAUGGCCAGCAAUAGUAGCUCCUGCCCGACACCUGGGGGUGGGCACCUCAAUGGGUACCCAGUACCCCCCUACGCCUUCUUCUUCCCCCCUAUGCUGGGGGGCCUCUCUCCACCAGGCGCUCUAACCACUCUUCAGCACCAGCUUCCAGUUAGCGGAUACAGCACACCAUCCCCAGCCACCAUCGAGACCCAGAGUAGCAGCUCGGAGGAGAUCGUGCCCAGCCCCCCCUCCCCACCUCCCCUUCCCCGCAUCUACAAGCCGUGCUUUGUCUGCCAGGACAAAUCCUCAGGCUACCACUAUGGGGUCAGCGCCUGCGAGGGCUGCAAGGGCUUCUUCCGCCGCAGUAUCCAGAAGAACAUGGUGUACACGUGUCACCGUGACAAGAACUGCAUCAUCAACAAGGUGACCCGGAACCGCUGCCAGUACUGCCGGCUGCAGAAGUGCUUCGAAGUGGGCAUGUCCAAGGAAUCUGUGCGGAACGACCGGAACAAGAAAAAGAAGGAGGUGCCCAAGCCCGAGUGCUCUGAGAGCUACACGCUGACGCCCGAGGUCGGGGAGCUCAUCGAGAAGGUGCGCAAAGCGCACCAGGAGACCUUCCCCGCCCUCUGCCAGCUGGGCAAGUACACUACGAACAACAGCUCAGAACAACGUGUCUCUCUGGACAUUGACCUCUGGGACAAGUUCAGUGAACUCUCCACCAAGUGCAUCAUUAAGACCGUGGAGUUCGCCAAGCAGCUGCCCGGCUUCACCACCCUCACCAUCGCCGACCAGAUCACGCUCCUCAAGGCGGCCUGCCUGGACAUCCUGAUCCUGCGGAUCUGCACGCGGUACACGCCUGAGCAGGACACCAUGACCUUCUCAGACGGGCUGACCCUGAACCGGACCCAGAUGCACAACGCUGGCUUCGGACCCCUCACCGACUUGGUCUUUGCCUUCGCUAACCAGCUGCUGCCCCUGGAGAUGGACGAUGCCGAGACCGGGCUGCUCAGUGCCAUCUGCCUUAUCUGUGGAGACCGACAGGACCUGGAGCAGCCAGACCGGGUGGACAUGCUGCAGGAGCCGCUGCUCGAGGCGCUGAAGGUCUACGUGCGCAAGCGGAGGCCCAGCCGCCCCCACAUGUUCCCCAAGAUGCUGAUGAAGAUCACAGACCUGCGAAGCAUCAGCGCAAAGGGGGCUGAGCGGGUGAUUACGCUGAAGAUGGAGAUCCCGGGCUCCAUGCCACCCCUCAUCCAGGAGAUGCUGGAGAACUCGGAGGGCCUGGACACUCUGGGCAGCCAGCAGGGCGGCCCUGGAAGGGACGAGGGCGGCCUGGGGCCCCCGCCCGGCAGCUGUAGUCCCAGCCUCAGCCCCAGUUCCACCCGGAGCAGCCCGGCCACCCACUCCCCGUGACCACCCCUGUGCUCUGUGGACAUGGCCCUCGCUCCCACGCCACCCCGGCUUCUCUCUGCCUUUCUGCCGACCGACCAUGCGCCCCCUGCCAGCCCUGUCCCCCACUGUGGGGCAUGGGUUGGGGUGCCUUCCCCAGAAGGCAGGAGGAAAAAGGCAGCAACUCCUCGGACCAGACCGAGGCCUGUGUCCCGGACGGACAGACGUCGGGGGCGAAGCUGUGACCUGAGUGGAGCCCCGGGCUUGGCCCCAGGAUGGGGGUGCCUCGUGUGGCUCGGGACAGCUGCCUGCCCACCUCGCACGUGUUCAUCACCAGCAAACACCCGGACCUGGCUCCCUGCCCGCCCAGCUCACAAAGCCAUCAUCACCCCCCUGGCCGGGGACUCGUGGGGUGGGCCGGGGUGGGCUUCCCUGUAUAUACCAUACCAACCCCAGGUAUUAAUUCUUGCUGGUUUUGUUUUUAUUUUAAUUUUUUUUGUUUUGAUUUUUUUUUAAAUAAGAAUUUUCAUUUUAAGCACAUUUAUACUGAAGGAAUUUGUGCUGUGUAUUGGGGGGAGCUGGAUCCAGAGCUGGGGGUGCGGGUCCUGGGGGAGGGGCGUGGCUCACAGGGGCUCCUGCUCUCCCGCCCACUCCUCACGCCCCCCAGCCCUCCCCCUCCUUUUCUCCUCCCUUUUCUCCUUAAAACUGUGAAAUGCUCGCUUCCCGAGGCCCAGCGCCCCUCCUCCAUGCCCCUUCCACCUCUUCCCAACCACUGAGUGGGGGCAGCCCGAGCAGGAGGGGCUCCUGGCCCUUGCACCUGCUGCACCCCCUGUGGUCUCUGGGCCGACCUCCUCACACCCCUCCCCUCAGGACCCAGCGUGUCCAUGCCCCUCUGCCCCACUGUGAAGGGGCCAGCUGGGGGUCGGGGAGGCCUGAGCUGCCCCAUGUCCUCCCUCACAGCACCAGCACCCCACGGGGUCCCCAGACACACACACAAUACACACACACACUGUGGACAGUAAAUGGCCCACCCUUGGCCUGAGUUCCUCCAUUUCCCUGGCCUGCCCCCCAUGCUCCCCACCUGCGCCCCCUCCUUGCCCCGCAGGACGGGCCUACAGGGGGGUCCCUCAGCCCCGUGUCCCUGCACCCCUGGGCUGGGAGGAGCUGGCUGUGCCCUGCCCUCCUCGCCCAGGGAGUGGGGUCUCCUGCCCCUGGAGCCCGCUGGUGCACCUGUUACUGUUGGACUUUCCACUGAGAUCUACUGGAUAAAGAAUAAAGUUCUAUUUAUUCUA